This is a messenger RNA of Dictyostelium purpureum, 1901 nucleotides long. RefSeq lists its product as uncharacterized. The transcript has 2 exons. The record is from RefSeq and is a predicted model, not a curated record. NCBI's taxonomy places the organism in Eukaryota, Evosea, Eumycetozoa, Dictyosteliales, Dictyosteliaceae. Bases 69 to 1679 code for a protein of 536 amino acids.
AUAGUCCAUCCUCAAAUAAUCCUCUUCACCAUCAAAACUAUCAACAAAAACAACAACAAAAUCGUACAAUGAUUAAAAGCGAAUCCAAUCAAAGUAUUUCACCACCCCCAUCUCCAUUAAUGACAUCGUCUGCUCCAUCGACACCAUUAUCGGAUUCUGGAAUUGUUUCAAAUAACUAUAAUAAUGGCCAAAAUGUAAAUAAUAGUAGUAGCGGCCAAGGGAAUCAACAACCUCCACCAAGUAACGGGAGCAAUAAACCAGGUUAUCAAACUUGUUCACAUGCAAACCACGAGUUGUGGUGGAAUACUAGCCCAGAAUUACCUGUUUCAGAGUUUUAUACAAGAUCUUAUAAAUGUAAAAGAUGCUAUAUAAAACAGCAAACCGAAAGUAAAAAAACUAGACAAUCCCCCAUCGGAAAUGGAAAUGGUAAUAAUCACUAUCAUACUGGUGCAAAUGUAGUUGGCUCUCAUCAUGUUGGUAAUAAUCAUUCUCCCUCAUCUCAAAACAGUAGUAGUGGUAGUAAUAGUUAUCCACACAAUCAUCACCUUUCAUCUUCAUCAUCAUCAUCUAACAGCAAUAACAACAAUAGCAACAAUAAUAGCAAUAGCAAUAACAGUAACAAUAACAAUCAUUUAUAUCAAAACUCACCAUCUCAAAUUGAUAACGCAAUUAAUCAAACCUUUUCUCAAAACUCAUCAAUAUUAGGUUUGGCAUCACUUUCAACAUAUUCAUCAUAUAAUAAUAAUAAAAAUUUACAAUCGCAACAACCAAAUCAUUCACAAUUUAACGAUAAAAAAAAUUUAAAUAGCAAAUUUUUACAAAAGAAAAGCAAACAAGAAGAUGCUCACGAUUUUGGUAGUGGUAGUGAUCAAGAUGAAAACUAUCCAAUUAAUCCAAAUAACUACAUAGAUCAAGUUAUCAGUAGCAAACAAUUUUCAAUGUACAGUAAACAAGGUGGAAACAAUAGUACUACAAGCACAAAUACUAAUCAAUCAACAAAUAGCAAUAGUAGUAAUAAACCACCAUCACCAUCAAGUGUAUUAAAUAAGCAACAACAACAAUCGCAAAAUUUGGAUAUGGAUUCACCAGACGAAAAGAAAAUUGAAACAUUUCAUUAUAUGUGCUCAACCUACAAUCAUUUAGUUGAUAGAGAUACAGGAAGUCCAGGCUAUAUUGACAGUUGGAUGAAAGGACGAUUAGAGCAAACAGAAUAUUUUGGAACCAUUCGAAUUCAAGGAAAUUUAGGUUGUAAUGGUGGUGGAAAUGGUGCAAAUUCAAAGAUUGGAGGUUUUUUCACUGAAAUUAUUGUAAGCGGUAAAACUUAUAGAGGUUUAGUUUUUGAAGAUUUGAAGAGCUCAAAUCAGUCAAAUAACUAUCCACAACAAAAACACCAACAACAAACAAAUAGUUACUCCCCAAAUCAAUCUUUAGCAACAACAAACAAAAAAAUUAAAGGUCAAGGCAGAGACUCCCCAACUUCAUUUUUACCAGUUAUUAACAAUAGUUCAAGUAGUAGUUUUGGAACCAAUGAAAAUUUAGAAGCUUUAUUAAAACUAGGUAAACAAGCAAAGACUGAAGCUGUUGAAGAAUCCAAAAAGAGAAAAAAAACCUACACUGAAACCGACUCCUAUGAUGACCAUCAACCAUCUUAUGCCUUGAAAUCAAACUAUUAUAACUAAUAAUCAUCACUAGCAUCCCACACAUAACAUCACCACAAAUUUUUUUUUUUUCAUUUUUAAAAAAAAAAAAAAAAUUACUUUCACCUAUCAAAUAACAAACCCAUCUUUUUUGUACAUAUACAUCAGACUAAAUAACCCAACCCUUCACUAAACCUUAAUAAAUCAUUAUUUAAAAAAAAAAAAAAUAAAAAAAAAAUAAAAAAAAUAAAAAUAUUAUUAUUU